UGAUUGAAGACGUUCACGUUUGCCAAUUGCUUUAUUUCGAGUGUAAACAUCAAGUCGUACGUGCUACAUUUUCGUUGAUGCAAAAGUUCAAAUUGAAGGCCAACGUUUUAUUUUCUUUAAAUUAUUUAUGUAUUAGACAAUUUUUCAUUUAAUAAUUAUGUGCACAUUCAAAGUUUAAAAUCAGAAAGAAUACGCGAAGUUUUUUGUUGCUAAUAAUUUCAAAACUUAUACGAUUCAGCUGUUCUGUUGAUUUUUUAAUCAUUUCUCGAACAGUUCUAGUGAGAAAAGAUGAAGUUUUCAUUAGUCUUAUUUUGUGUGUGCCUUGUCAUUGGAAUUCAAGCAAGAGUAAAGAAAGAAGAAAAUGGAGUCUGGACUAAGUUUUAUCAAUAUGUCAAGAAUGACGACGUAAAUGGGGUUGACCAACUGAUUGAAAGUGAAUUGAACGUCAACGCAAGCUAUAUCGACGGAUCCACGUCUCUUCAUUACGCUGUGGAAAGGGAUUCAACAAAAAUUGUCAAUCUGCUCAUCGCAAAAGGAGCCAAUGUUAAUGCGGCAAAUAUAAAUAAUAUUACGCCACUGCAUGUAGCUGCAUAUUAUGGUACAACGCAAAAUGCAAAACUUCUCAUUGAUCACGGGGCCGAUGUUAAUGCAAAUAAUAAUAUCAAUUUAUUGACGCCGCUCCAUUACGCUGUAGAAAAAGGUCAUAAGGACGUGAUCCAACUGCUCAUUCAUAACGGGGCUGACGUUAAUGCAGAAACUAACAAUCAAUGGACGCCAAUCUACUAUGCUGUAUAUUCUGGUAAAAUGGAUGUAGCAGAACUGCUCAUUCAAAAUGGGGCUGAAGUUAAUGCAGAAACUGCAGAUAAAUGGACGCCGUUACAUUGCGCUACAGAAAAAGGUGAUGGGGAUAUUGCCAAACUUUUAAUCAAACAUGGUGCAAAUAUAAGUGCACAAACUGAUGAGAAAUGGACGCCAAUCCUUUACGCUACACUAAAUGGUCAAAAAGAUUUGGUACAGCUUCUCAUUAAUUAUGGUGCUGAUGUUAAUGUAGCGAAUGAAAAAAAUGUAACGCCAUUACACUUUGCUGCACAGAAUGCUAAUGUGGAUAUAACCGAACUUCUUAUUAAAAACGGCUCUGAUGUUAAUGCAGAAACUGCAGACAAAUGGACACCACUACAUUAUGUCGCAAAUAAUGGCUUCAAUCCAAACAAUCCACAGAGAAAUGAGCAAAGUAUUAUAGGUGUAAUCGAUCUACUACUUAAAAAUGGGGCUAAUGUUAUUGCAGAGGAUAACGAUAAACUGACGCCCCUCGAUAUAGCUGUAAAAUAUGAUAAAAAGGAUAUUAUCAGAUUUUUCGUUGAACACGAGGUCAAUUCGGAAAAACAAACCCCACUUCAUGUGGCUGCAAAAGAAGGUAACAUAAAUGGGAUCAAGCUCCUCAUUGAACACGGUGCCAAUGUCAAUGCAGAAGAUAAAAAUAAAUCGUCGCCACUGCAUUACGCAGCAGAAGAAGGCAGAACAGAAGUGAUGGAAAUUUUAAUUCAGAACGGAGCCAACAUGAAUGCAAAAAAUAUUAAUGGAAAAACUCCCCGUGACUUGGCUUCAGGCAAAGGUUCUGUAAAACAUGCAUUUGAAAUAGCAGCACAGGAAAAGAUUGAAUCGGACAUAACUGAAAUACGCCAAGCAAUCAAGAAAUUGGGUACUCCAUCGUCACUGCAAAUAACAAUUAUUUCGCUCGACGUUGUUUUGGUCAUGUUGUGCAUAAUUAUAUUUAUGAUAGUUGGCGCACAAAUGUACUCCACCAUUCGAAAGAAGGGAAAAAGAUCUUUAGUGUGAUAUGCAGGCAGAAAAAUUCAGCUUGGAUACUACAGAAAUUCAUAUCAUUAAAUUUCGAUCGUUAAAUACUACAUCCUCU
Messenger RNA from Contarinia nasturtii (swede midge), 1915 nucleotides. Its product is annotated as putative ankyrin repeat protein RF_0381. Gene Ontology annotation, molecular function: protein binding. The transcript has 15 exons. NCBI's taxonomy places the organism in Eukaryota, Metazoa, Arthropoda, Insecta, Diptera, Cecidomyiidae. Bases 289 to 1836 code for a protein of 515 amino acids. Gene Ontology annotation, cellular component: cytoplasm; nucleus. The record is from RefSeq and is a predicted model, not a curated record.